AUCUUUCACCAACAAACUAGCCAAGCGCGCGAGGGCGAACCACUCGCUACCUUGGCAAUAGGCUAAGUCCUAUUUCUGUAAUUAUGGCCGAGCCCAGUAAAAAGCUGCGAUUCAGUAAAAUCGGCAGCAGUUCUAAAGAUUCUUCCACAAACACAACGAACGCAUUUGGGGGCAAUGAACUCGAUGGAGAUGGUCGAUUUGUGGAGGGUUCCAUACUUCGUAUCACCAUGAAAAACUUCCUGACCUAUGACUACUCUGAGGUUUAUCCUGGACCACAUCUGAACAUGAUUGUUGGAGCAAAUGGAACUGGCAAAUCAAGCAUUGUGUGCGCCAUCUGUUUGGGUUUGGCUGGCAAGACUGCGAUUCUGGGCAGAGGAGACAAGGUUGGGCUCUAUGUCAAACGUGGGUGCCAGAAAGGCUUCAUUGAGAUUGAACUGAACAAGAGAGGAGGUAAUAUAGUAAUUCACAGAGAGAUCCACGUGGAGAACAAUCAGUCGAUUUGGAUGCUAAAUGGCAAAUUCUGCAGCCAGAAAAUUGUAGAAGAACAGGUCAAGGCUUUGUGUAUCCAAGUCAGCAAUCUUUGCCAGUUUCUGCCUCAGGAAAAAGUAGGUGAGUUUGCCAAGAUGUCCAACAUGGAAAUACUGGAGGCAACUGAGAAAUCAGUGGGACCACCUGAGAUGUACGAGUAUCACUGUGAGCUGAAAAACUUCCGCAGCAAAGAGCGGGAACUUGAGAAUGUUGUGAAGGAGAAGGCAAGCUUUCUGGAGAAAACCAAACAGAGAAAUGAGAGGAACAAGCAUGAUGUAAAUCGCUACUAUGAAAAAAAGAGGCAUUUGGAUGUAAUUGAGCUCCUUGAGAAGAAGAAACCAUGGGUGGAAUAUGAGACCACCCGUAAGGAGCUUGAGGGUGUGAAGAAGGAGCGAGAUGAGGCCAAAAGGCAGUUUUCUGCUCUGAAGCAUUCCCAGGCACCCAUGCUGAGGAAGAUUCAGCAAAUCGAGGACCAGCUGAAGCCCACUGAGGCAAAAAUGAAGGCUAAGACUAAUGCCAUCAAAGACGCUUCUCUGAAAUGCAAACAGAAACAAGAUCAGUUGGAUAGAAAACAGAAAGAGAUUGAUGACAUUAAACAAAUGCUGAGACUGAAGCAGAAUGAGGAGGAAGAUCACCAGAAGCGAAUCAGCAAUACCAAGCGAACCAUUGAAGACCUGAAGGCAGAGCUUGCCAAAGUCAGCGACCAACCAGAUGUAACACCAAGGAUCAAUGCUGUUAAUGUGGAGCUGAGGCGCAUCCAGGUGGAGAAAGCAAAGAUCGAAGGAGAGAAGGCUGAUCUGCGUAGGGAGAGAGACGGUACCAUUGCUGAGUCCAGAAUGUUGGAGAGAAAGCUCAAUGAUAUGAAUAACAUGAUGAAUGCCAAAGAAGACAAGCUGCGAGGAUGCCACAGGGACACAUACGCUGCCCUUAUGUGGCUUAGGCACAACAGACAACUCUUUGAGGGGAAUGUCCAUGAGCCCAUGAUGCUGGUGAUCAAUAUAAGAGAUAAUCGCUUUGCCAAAUAUGUAGAAAACCACAUCCCAUUUCAUGAUCUGCGAGCAUUUGUCUUCCAGAGGAAAGACGACAUGGAGAAGUUCAUGAUUGAGGUCCGGGACAAGCAGAAUUUGAAGGUUAACUCCAUUUCUGCUCCAGAAGAGUCAUGUUCCAAGAAGGAGCCAUCCCGAAAUAUUGAGUCACUGAGUCGUUUUGGAUUCUUCUCUUACCUUCGCGAGAUGUUUGAUGCCCCUGAUGAGGUGAUGAGUUACCUUUGUCAGCAGUACCGGGUUCACGAUGUGCCUGUGGGAACCGAUAAAACCAAAGCCAUGAUUAAAACGGUGAUUGAAGAACCCUACCUCAAGGUGUUGUAUACAACACAGGAGAGGUACACUGUAAAAAGGUCAUUUUAUUCCAACAAGAUCAGCACCAGUAACUCUGCAGUACACACCUCCCAGUUUCUCACCAUCACUGUGGAUGCUGAGGAGAAACGGCAGCUGGAGCAGCAGAUAAAGGCCUGUGAGUCAAAGUUAAAAGACAUCAGUGAACGGAUGAAGGCCUUGCAGAAGGAUGGUGCUUCACUGGAUCGCAGUGAAAAUGAAUUGUUGGCAGAGAAAAAGAAACUUUCUGAACUUAAGGGAAAGAAGAGACAACUGGAGCAGAAAAUUAGUACCAAACAGGACAGUCUGAGGCAAAUGGAACAGAAUGUUAUUGACCUGAAGAAGGUUGAAGAAGAAACUAAAGAAAAGGUUGCUGCUGUUAAUUCACAGAAAGUGACCAUAGUCGCUGCAUUCAUGGCCCAAAUGAAGCUGAGAGCCACUCUGACAAUGGAGAAGGUGCAUCUGGCUUUGGAGACAGUGGGGUUGACAGUGGAGAAAACUAAGCUGGAGAAUGACUGUAGAGAAAGUACCUCUGAACUGAAGACCAUGGAACAAAGAUGCAGCCAUCUGGACAAGAGGAAGAUAGAACUGACAGAACAAUGCAAAGCCAUGCUAAAGAGAGCAAAGUCAACUUGCAGGAUGCAGCUGGAUGAGACAUUACCCGAAGACCUGCGUAACGCUUUCAGCAAGUUACCCGAUUCACUGGAGGAAGUUGAUGCCAUGUUAAAUGAGGAGCGAUCCAGAGCUGAGUGCUUCACUGGCCUCAGUGAAAAUGUUGUUGAAGAGUACAACAGGAGGGAGCAGGAGAUCAAACAUUUGGAGAAAGAUCUCCAAGAAAAGACAGCUGCCCUGAACGUCUACAGACAAAACAUGUCCGAGGCUAAGCAACGCUGGCUGAACCCUCUGAAGCAGCUAGUUGAACAGAUAAAUGACAAGUUUAGUGAGUUCUUUCGCUCCAUGCAGUGUGCAGGUGAAGUUGAUCUGUACUCAGAGAAUGAGGAGGAGUAUGACAAAUAUGGGAUCCGAAUUCGAGUGAAGUUCCACAGCAACACUCAGCUCCACGAGCUGACGCCCCAUCAUCAGAGCGGAGGGGAGCGCAGCGUCUCCACAAUGCUUUAUCUCAUGGCUUUGCAGGAGCUGAACCGCUGCCCCUUCAGAGUGGUGGAUGAGAUCAACCAGGGAAUGGAUCCUAUAAAUGAGAGGAGAGUCUUUGACAUUGUGGUCUCCACAGCCUGCAAAGAGACCACCUCCCAGUACUUCUUCAUAACACCAAAGCUGCUUCAGAAUCUUCAGUAUGGGGAGGAAAUGACUGUCCUCUGUGUCCAUAAUGGUCCCUACAUGCUUCCUCCUAAUUCAUGGAACACACAGGCUUUCAUUAAACAGUGCCUUCAGAGAAAAGCCAGAAAAUAAGUUGGCAGUCAUUUAUAUGUGAUUAAAAUGUAGAUUAACUGUUUGGGUCUACAGAAAUAUAUUCUGUUAAAUAUGUAAAGUUUGGAUUGUUAAAAGAAGCACAUUGUUCAGUGCAUGAAUGUUCUGUUUUUUGUUUCUAAUGGCAUGGCCAUGAUAAAAAUUUUUUUAACUAUUUGCACAUUUUACUUUUUAUGGACCAAUUUGUAAAGUCUUUGGUUUAAACAAAAUAUAGAAACUUACGUUUAUACAUUUUAAUAAAAAUUUUGCUAUUUUGUUUAUAUUUACUGAGAAGUGUCAGUUUAAACAUUUUAUUUCCCAGGCUCAGAGUUUCAUGUUGAGCUGUUUUUGUGCUCUAGAUUCUGUUCUGAGAAGUUCUGUGGAAAAAAAAAAUUAUUUAUUUGAGAAAGCGGCUCAGUUCAUAUAUCAUAUUAUAUUUUCUCUGACAGAACGUAGGACACCAGGGCAUUUCUUAACUAAACCUUUGUGAUGGAUGCUGCAAAUUGGGCACCUCUGGUUAAACCCCUUUGAUAUCCUUGCCUUUUCCAGGUGUUUUCCUUCCUAUGCUAGCUUAUUUUUCUACAAUAAACACAAUCUUAUAAAUAAACAGUUUGGAAAUCUUGAAAUACUAGAAGAACAUUUACAACAUUCACCUUUUUGUACAGACUGCUUUUAGUGCAAGAUUUCCGUGUAGAACAAGUCCCUAUGAGCUUAUUGUAGACCAGUGGUUCCCAAACUUUUUCUGCAGAGCCCCCUUUCCACUGAAAACAAUGUCAGCCCCCCUCUGAUCCCACCACUACCACAUGCACCCUGAUGCUUUCAAAAAAAUGCUUGAAGAAAUGGGCCACGAAGUAGUCUUAAUUUAUUUUCUGCUACUUCGUUAACUAUAGUUAAAGUGUCAGUGGCAGAAGGAACGAUAAAAGUCCUCUGUUCAUGUGAGAUGUUUUAAACUUGAAAACUGCAAAUUAUCUCAGGUGAGUUGAACUUUUGAAGAGAUGGAUUCUGCUUUAGUAAAACAAUUCUGCUUUAUAAUACAGUUUGGUUUAUUUCUAAAGUAAUCAACAGGCUUUUCUUUGUGUUCAGGAUGAAAAAUCCCCAAGUAGUGUUGUAACUUGUUUGGCUUCAUACUGUCAGAUGAUAAUAUUUUGAGACUUCAUGCUUUGCAAGCAGUACAAAUAAUUGUACAUUUUAUUUAGCCUUGCUGUUAAAUAAAAUCAUAACUUUC
Messenger RNA from Melanotaenia boesemani (Boeseman's rainbowfish), 4533 nucleotides. RefSeq names its product structural maintenance of chromosomes 5 (gene smc5). Gene Ontology annotation, molecular function: ATP hydrolysis activity; ATP binding. Bases 84 to 3311 code for a protein of 1075 amino acids. NCBI's taxonomy places the organism in Eukaryota, Metazoa, Chordata, Actinopteri, Atheriniformes, Melanotaeniidae. Gene Ontology annotation, cellular component: Smc5-Smc6 complex. The transcript is spliced from 24 exons. The record is from RefSeq and is a predicted model, not a curated record. Gene Ontology annotation, biological process: double-strand break repair via homologous recombination.